AGACAGGCGCUGUUGCGGACGCCCGUCACUAAGGGGUCCUGACGCUUCAAACGGUCAAGGAUCAGCGUUAGCGACAUCAUGGCGGCGUCCACACGAGCACAGGCGAUCUCUCUUUAUAAGAUGAUGCUGACGGAGAGCAAGAAGUUCCCCUCGUACAACUACAGGACCUAUGCACUGCGGCGGGUGCGUGAUGCCUUCAGGGCCAACAGGAAGGUGGAGGAUCCAAAAACUGUGGAGAGACUGAUGGAGGAGGGACAUCAGACACUGGCACUGAUACAGAGACAGGUCACCGUAGGGAAGAUGUUCAGCACCCAGAAGAACGUGGUGGAGGGUUAGAGCCACCCACCCCUACCCCCCC
Messenger RNA from Perca flavescens (yellow perch), 358 nucleotides. RefSeq names its product LYR motif containing 4 (gene lyrm4b). Gene Ontology annotation, biological process: iron-sulfur cluster assembly. Gene Ontology annotation, cellular component: L-cysteine desulfurase complex; mitochondrion. The coding region runs from base 79 to 336 and encodes 85 amino acids. NCBI's taxonomy places the organism in Eukaryota, Metazoa, Chordata, Actinopteri, Perciformes, Percidae. The record is from RefSeq and is a predicted model, not a curated record. The transcript has 3 exons.